Funneliformis geosporum is the source of this 411-nucleotide messenger RNA. The record is from the annotation of a GenBank genome assembly. Lineage: Eukaryota; Fungi; Glomeromycota; Glomeromycetes; Glomerales; Glomeraceae.
AUGGGACGAAAACAAAAAACUACGAAUAAUGUAUUAAACACAAUUCCGAUUCCCACUGAAAAACAAAAGAUAGCUAGAGUCUUAAAUGGACGCGGUAAAAAUCUUUUUGAAAUACAAUUCUCUGAUGGUAAUACGACGUUAUGUAUCUUACCACCAAAAUUUCGUAAUCUUAUAUGGGUGAAACGAGAAACAACUGAGCGUGUAAGCAAAGUUGGGGGAGAAAUUGAACACGUAUUAUUUUCCGAUCAUAUUAAACAUUUAAAAUAUCAAGAAAUAUGGCCUCGAGGGUUUGAAAGUCAAGAAGAGGAAAAUUCAAGACAUGAAACGGAUUCUGAAGAACUUUUUGUAAAUACUAAUCGCCACGAAAUUGACGACGAUACUACCACCUCGAGUGAAAAUGAAGAAGAUUAA